GGGGGCGGCCUGCAGCGCUGCCUGGCCUGCUCGAGGUACUUCAUCGAUUCCGCCAACCUCAAGACCCACCUCCGAUCCAAAGACCACAAGAAAAGGCUAAAGCAGCUGAGCGUGGAGCCCUACACCCAGGAAGAGGCUGAGAGGGCAGCGGGUAUGGGCUCCUAUGUGCCCCCCCAGCGGCUAGCAGUGCCCACCGAAGUAUCCACUGAGCUCCCUGAGAUGGACACGUCUACCUGACAUGGCCUGCAGGUGCGGGGCAGAGCCGCUGCCCAUGGACAAUGGCGCAGAACUAGGCCGGGAGAGACUGGGCCAUCCUUUUUUGGCCCUGAGUUUGCAAGUGGAUAGCGUCUUCUGGGUGCCCUCCGCUCAAAUAAAGGAACUGGAUAAAGA
Messenger RNA from Myotis davidii, 390 nucleotides. RefSeq names its product zinc finger protein 593 (gene ZNF593). The annotation marks the transcript as partial. The record is from RefSeq and is a predicted model, not a curated record. Lineage: Eukaryota; Metazoa; Chordata; Mammalia; Chiroptera; Vespertilionidae. The transcript has 3 exons. Gene Ontology annotation, molecular function: nucleic acid binding; zinc ion binding.